Molecule: messenger RNA, 1106 nt
Organism: Glycine soja
Lineage: Eukaryota; Viridiplantae; Streptophyta; Magnoliopsida; Fabales; Fabaceae
Product: BI1-like protein
Exons: 4
Coding region: 114-854 (246 amino acids)
Cellular component (GO): membrane
Source: RefSeq, a predicted model, not a curated record
GUGUGAGAAUAGCAAAGACCGAUAACCCAUAUAUGAGAGUUUGGAUCAAGAAGAAGAAGAAGAAGAAGAAGGUUGGUUGAUUGGUCCCAUUGAUUCCGAAGAGAAAAGAAAAGAUGUUUGAGCCACAACAGCUAUACACUCGCGCGAAGACCGAGGAAUUCGACCUCGAAUCAGGAGAAACCCUCUACCCAGGGCUGAGCGUCGGCGAGAACCAGCUCCGAUGGGGUUUCAUCCGCAAGGUCUACGGCAUCCUCUCCGCGCAGAUCGUCCUCACCACCCUCGUCUCCGUCACCACCGUUUUCUAUACUCCAAUCAAUGACCUCCUCAAGGGCAAUUCCACCCUCCUCCUCAUCCUCCUCUUCCUUCCCUUCAUCUUUUUGAUUCCCCUGUUGAAGUACCAGCAGAAGCAUCCUCAUAAUUACAUCUUGCUUGCACUCUUCACCGUGUCGAUCAGUUCCACCAUCGGAGUCACCUGUGCCAACACCGACGGGAAAAUUGUGCUUGAGGCUUUGAUUUUGACCUCCGCUGUGGUUUCAUCUCUUACUGGCUAUGCCUUUUGGGCGUCCAAGAAGGGCAAGGAUUUUAGCUUCCUUGGCCCAAUAUUGUUCACCUCCCUCAUUACUCUCAUCCUCACUGGCAUGAUGCAGAUGUUCUUCCCUCUUGGACCUACUGCCCAUGCUAUCUAUGGUGCAAUUGGUGCUAUGAUAUUCUCUGGCUACAUUGUGUAUGACACUGACAACCUGAUCAAGCGUUUCACUUAUGAUGAGUACAUUGGAGCCUCUGUUACUCUUUAUCUUGACAUACUCAACCUCUUCCUUUCCAUCUUAAGGAUCCUCAGGGAGGCAAAUAAUUAGUCAUAUCGAGGUUGAGUAAUACCAAACAAAUUCAAAAAGACUAUGUUGCUUCUUUAUUUUUAUUUUUUGUGACUAUGUUGCUUCUUUAUAGUAUACCGUAGGAAGUAUUGUGAAACAUAAUAACACCGUGCUUCUCUUGUACUCCCUUACAGCUUAUGAUACUUUUGAUGACAUGAAAUUUAAAGCUUUACAAUUGUAUGUAUGCGUGAUAUAAGAAUCUCCCUUGCGAAAUAUUUUCUGUUUGCUUUGUUU